AGAGAGAGAGAGAGAGAGAGAGAUUGGGUUAGCGCUGUAACGCUCGCCCCUUCCCUCCCUUCUCCUCCUCCUCCCUCCCUCCACCGUGCAUGAGCUCCUUCCACUAGUGAGCCAUUCUUUUGAAUGAAAGCGAGAGGGGCGCUGGUGGGAAGCGAGAAAAAGAGCAAGAGCAAGAAGAAGAAGAAGAGGAAAAAGAGAAGGAGGACGGGGAAGGAGCGGAGGAGAAGAGUAAAAGCCGAAAGCGAGGAUGCGGAGCGGGUUCUGGCCGUGAGGGACGGUGAUGGAGCCGAGAGGCGGAGCUCCGCUGCUUUAGCGGCGCUGGCGGCGCCUCUUCCACGGCGAACCCUCACCCAAAGCCGGAUGCAAAACAGGACGGUCCCGGGCGCCUCCGGCUACUCCAACUCCAAUGUCACUUGCUCCUGCAACUGCACCGCAUCCCAGCCACAGGGAAUGGAUAGAUCUGAACUGGAGUUUGUUCAGAUAAUAAUCAUAAUUGUGGUGAUGACGGUGAUGGUAGUAGUGAUCAUCUGCUUGCUAAACCACUACAGGCUCUCGGCCUGGGCCUUCUUUAACCGCCACAGCCACGCCCACCGCAGAGAUGCAGCCAUGCAGCCGGAUGGUUGCGCGUGGCCCACGGACAGUCUGGUGACACAACAAGGAACCACUGAGGUGAUGUACGGGCCGCGGAGCGGUGAGCGCUUCAACCCGCCUGCCUUUAUGCAAAGGGACAGAUUCUGCCGCUUCCAGCCCACUUACCCGUACCUGCAGCAGGACAUCGAUUUACCCCCCACCAUCUGCCUGUCGGACGGGGAGGAGCUGCCUCCCUACAAGGGCCCGUGCACCCUACAGCUGCGGGACCCCGAGCAGCAGUUGGAGCUGAGCCGUGCCUCCGUGCGGGCGCCGCCCAACCGGACCAUCUUCGAUAGCGAUCUGAUAGACGUUUACGUGCACGGGGGCGGACCCCGGCCUCCGAGCAGCAACUCUGGCAAGAGUGCUUCGAACUCGCGCAUGGAAGGGCCGCCACCCACCUACAGUGAGGUGAUUGGCCAGUCCUACCCAGGCUCCGCCUCUUUCCUGCACCAGCACAGCAAUAACGCACCGCCGUCCAACCAGCGGACGGCAAACCGCACCACCCAGCCCGGCGCAAGCACAACCACGACCGUGUCCGUUAAGGUGGCAAAGGACAACCGACGAGACAAACCAGUGUGACUUAUCAGAAGGCACAGAGGGGGGCGAGGGAGGGGGCGGGGUUGUGUGACUCCGCCUCCACGUUGCGAGCGGGCGUGGCUUCCCUCUGAGCGCUCCCUUGCACAAUUUAAAAAUUGAGAAACAAAUCGAGGAACCAAGCUUAAGAAAAUAUCUCUUUUGUAUACUUUUUUUUGCUACAACUCGUGGGCCUUGUGCGGAUGUGGAUGUUUGGGCUUGUUGGCUACUUUUUCUCUGUCUGUCUGUUUGUUUGUUUGUUUUUGUAAUGCUUAUUUUUCCUUUAUUUAAAUUAACCGAAUGCCGCUGCAGAUCAAUCGAGUGUGGUUUGCUUGAGAGAGUCUGCACAGGUUUAUAGGAUUGACGUAUUUUUUUUUACAUUUUCAAGAUCUGUGCACAAAAAUACUGUUUUCACAACAAAUCGAGAUCCAAAAUUUGAGUGCCAUUAUUCAUGCAAUUACUUAAAUCUUGGUGAUAUGACUUCAUAUCAAGCAGAAAGAAAAAAAAAGUUGCACUAACUUGUUUAUAUAGCUGACAAUAGCUUACCUUUGUUUCUGUCCAUAAUAUUCAAGUCUUUUCUCUGUUGCAGACCUUUUUUUGUUUUAUGUUUUUUCUUGUAUUCUAUCAAAAAGGGGGGAGAUGUAGACUCUGAUCCAGCCUAAAAAACUCCACUACUAAACUACAAGAUGGCACUUAAAAACAAGGGUUAAAAGCAAACUGUUCAAAUUUUGUUUUUGCUUCUCAGCAUGGAUGAAAGUCGUUUCAGUGUGCACCUAUUUCAUCCUGUCAAAAAUAGCACUUUAAACUUCUCUAAUUUCAGCAUUUUUACGGGGUCCAAAUGCAAGGGGGUCAUCCACCGCAUCAUUAAGCAGUGUGUGAUGUCUAAGACUGUAGCGUAUUCUGUUUUUUUUUUUCCUGUUUAGUUCCCUCGUUACUCUUCGGUUCACAUUUAGACGACCUCAUAUAUGGUCUUCAAAGUCACAGCCAAAGGUUCAGUGUAGGUAUUCAGUAUUUAUUUGCAGUUUAGCUUCGAGUGCAUGGUGUGAGUCAGGAACAGCUCUUACUGGAUGCCCCUCUUAUGCCCUUAGUAAGGUGUAUCUUACCGUAACACACUCAUCCCCACUCGGCGCACAUCGGGAAUGCUUUGGGACACACUGAUUGUUGUUACUGAGACGUGCUUUCAUAACCACUGCUCUGUGGCCGACCUUUAAGAAAGGCCAGCAUAAAAUGUAUCUGAUUUGUUUGUUGUCAAGUAUUUAUUGGAUGUGUGAAGUCUGAUGGAGAGUUUUGAUUUGUGUGGAUGGCAAAACCCAUCAAAAGUUUGGGAACACCUGGCUUUUGAAGCUUUUCAGCACAGUUUAGCACAUUUUCUUUGCCAGCUUAUUAAAAGAAUAUUCCAGAGUAUAUAUAUGUUCACUAUCUGCUGCAUCUAUAACAUAUUUGAUUACCAUGGACAGUCAUUUCACCAGUGUCCCUCCAUUCUGAAAACAACAGACAUCCUGUUGACUUAAAACUGAAAAAAAGUCAAUGCGCAGCCGAUUUCUUAUUUUGUAGAGAAAAUUAUUGUCUGUGCUAACUGACCAUGUAACUGUAGCAGCAGAUAGAAAUAAGGGCAAAAAUGUUUCAGUAUUUUAACAACAGAUCAUCGUCUACAUAUAUUCCUAUCAAAUAAGUAUAAUAUUAGUAUAAUGCUGUGUAAUUCUAACAAAUAUAUAUUUUAAGGUAUUUUUCUUCUAUUUUUCUUAAUCUAUUUAAACUGACUUCAUCUAUUUAAUUGACCUUUUCAGGCUCCGCCUCCUGAAUAUUACUUCUUGUAGCUACUGUUGCAGUACAAAAAGCUUUCUAUUUUCUAUAUUCCUGUUGAAUUGAAAAGUUUGUCGAACACAAAGCUUCGUCAACUGAGCAACUACAGCUGCAGAUGUACAUGUGUGUGAGCAGAGCCUGGAUAGGGAAAUUAUACAAUAACUAUUAUACUCGUUUAUUAAAUAUUAUCUAAAAUAUAUGCUGAUAUGAAAAUAGAAAAAGCAGCCAGGUGUCACCAAACUUUUGGCACAGUGUGUUCCCCUUUAUUUUCUUCUGUUUUUCUGUGUCUGGAUUGAGACUCCUCUCUCCUCGCUCUCCGCUCUAUCCCUCGUUCUGAGCGUGCGGUGUGUGUUUGUGCGUGUUUUACUGCUGCUGCUAUGCUGCUGCUGCUGCUGUCCAUUGUCCAAUGCGUCCACUUCCUUUUCAUUUUGGGUUUGGUUUUAAAAAGAAAUCUUUAUUUUCAUUUUAGACCCAGACAUAUGUGCUCUUCUUUAUGUUCGUUUUCUUUCGCUUAUGAUUUUGGGCUGUCAUAGUUACAAUUAUAUAUAUAUAUAUAUAUAUAUAUAUAUAUAUAUAUAUAUAUAUAUAUAUAUAAUACAAAGAAAACAAGUGUUUAUUUUUCCGUUUUCAGCCGAGAGGUUUGCAUGUUACUUCUAGCAAAUUUGGUGCCUAAAGCAGGUUGUGCUAAAGCAGGCAUAGGAACCCACUUGCACUCUAAAAAUACCCCCCCUCCCCCAAAAGAGAAAAACCCCACCUUCGUUGUGCCUCACUUCUUACGGUGCUUUUUCAGUAGUCCGACUUUGUUUAUUUGUACUGUGCUGUAUAUAACUUGAAAAUAUUAUGCACAUAUCCUACCCAAUGGGUAGAAAAACCACAAGAGAACAAUGUUAAUACUGUAAUAUAAUGUAUAAAUAAUAUUAAAAAAGAAAAAUUUAACACGGUGGCAUCGAGUUUUGUGAAUGCCUACAAAAUUGUGCUUUGUCUUUUUUUGUAAAACCGAGUAAAGUUUGCAAAAAUAAUGCUACAGUAUGGUCACAUAAAUACAAACAAAAAAUACUUCUUAUAUUUUUUCCUAUAACGUAAAGUAAAUGCAAAAUCUGUUAUGUGAUGAUGAAACAAAUAUUCUGAUAUAAAGGCAGUUGUACACAGGAUGAUAAACUAGCUGCUGCUUUUGUUACUUCCAGAGAAAUAAUUAUCAAUGCCAGCGCUUGCCAUUUAUUUAUUUGACUUUUUGUUAUUAUUUUAUUAUCUGCUUAAUGUUUGGACUCAACUAACGGCAGAGAACAAUAUGAGAACUUGACCACAGUUAAAGAUACGGGACACGGAUGGAUCAUGACAGAGACUUUAUAUGGAUUACAAAGCUGGUGGAUCAUAUCAAUUCAACUAAAGGGACUUUUAUUUUGUCAAUUCUUCCACAAUUUGUCCUUUCUUGUUCUUGAUUAAAAGACAUAAUCUUGUUGAGUUUUAGGGCUGGGUAUCAUUCGGAUUUUUAAAUUUUCAUACAAAUAGUGAUACCUUGAGUUUACUAAGCGCUACUUUUUUUUGGGAACCAUCUUGAAAAACAGUCACAUUUUGCUUUAAAUACAUAUAUUUAAAAAUAAACAUUAUAUAUAAAAUAUAUACACAUAUCUCUGUGCUCUUUUUGAACAAACACUGUUAAGAAGUGCUGAUGAUGUUGACAUGCAUGCCGAAUGGUAUUUGGACAGCCAAUCAGCAGUCUUGGUUAUGGAACAAGCAUGUUUUUGCCUCACAAAUAUUGGAUAAGGCUGUUGUCAGAAUGAAAUGUUGUCAAAGCUUUAUAAGAUUGAAGUAUUUACUUUUAUACCAUAAAAGUAUUGAAUUUUUGAUACCCAGCCCUGAGUGUAAAAUGAAAAAUAUCCACUCAACCAGCGUCAGAAAACAGCGAGAAAGCUCUACCGUGGUUAAAGAAACGGAACACAGAUGGAUCGGGACAAAGACUUGAUCAUAAUGGAUUAUAAAACUGGUGGAUCAUACCAAGUGACGUCAACCCAUCUAAAGGGACUUUUAUUUUAUAUUUUACCAUAAUUUGUCCUUAUUUCUUGGUAAAACCCAGCAGAGUGUGCUCUGGCCUACUGGCACACUUUCUGUAAAGUGAAAACUGAUCCACAGACUGUACUGAUUGGUUCUGCAUGUUCGUUCUGUCAUCUUUUUGGUCCAAUCAGCAGCCUCCUCUCUGAAGACCCCACCAGGCCGCGCUCCCUCCUGUACUGGCUUGAACGAAUGAAUGGACGAGUAAAACAGAUGAGUGUGAAUGAAUGAGUGAAGAUUUUGGGGGCUCACGUUCAGCACCUCGUUCCACGGAUUUGAAACACCCCAGCAGUGUGUGUGAGUGUACGUGUGCGUGUAAUUUGACUUGAUUUUUAUCUCGGAUGUUACAGGACUAUAUUACACAACAUGGUCUACAGACCUAUCUUUUUCUCUUUUCCUUUUUUUUUUGAUUUUCCAGAAGAACCAAGUUCAGUGAGUGAGGAGACACUGCUGUGUACUUAUGCCUUUUUUUAUAUUAUUAUUUAAGUAAUCGUGAUGUCAUCAGUUUUCAGCCUGACGUCUGUUAUUGCAAUACUUUUACAGGAAAAGGUGACUUAAAAAAUACAAUUAAAAAUGCUUAAAGGGAAAAAAAAAACAAUAAAAAUAUUGCUCAAAGUACCGCUGUAGUCCUUCAUGAAACAAUUCCAUGCUUGUUCUUUCGCUGUGAUCAAAUGGCUAGAAAGAGCGAUUAAAGUUGAGGAAAACAAUCCAAA
Astyanax mexicanus (Mexican tetra) is the source of this 5768-nucleotide messenger RNA. It is a transcript of the gene ldlrad4a, whose product is annotated as low density lipoprotein receptor class A domain containing 4a. Gene Ontology annotation, biological process: negative regulation of transforming growth factor beta receptor signaling pathway. Lineage: Eukaryota; Metazoa; Chordata; Actinopteri; Characiformes; Acestrorhamphidae. Gene Ontology annotation, molecular function: R-SMAD binding. Gene Ontology annotation, cellular component: early endosome membrane; Golgi membrane. The record is from RefSeq and is a predicted model, not a curated record.